AUGGCGGGCGGUUUCUCCAUCAGGGGGUACGCGGAGAGCUUGCGGCGCACGGGGGCGGCGGAGCUCGGCCCGUUUAGUUCGGCCACCAAGGAACUGGCGCCCUUGGAGGUGCGCGCCUUCCGGUGGUGGGAGGACGAGCUCGCGUCCAUCAAGGCGGCGGAGGCGGAGAAGGGAGCGGUGGCGGGGGUGGAUGAGGAGGAGGAAGAGGAAGAGGCGUCGGGGAACGGCCGGGCGCCGAAGAAGCGCUCCAUCACCGACCUCUUCGCGGAGGCGCCUGCCGUGGGCACCGGCAGCGGACCCGACGCUGUCGUGGACGAGGAGGAGGUGCUUCGCUCCAUCGUCCGCCGGAGCAAGGAUCUGCGGAGGAAGCGGCGUCUGGAGCAAGCGGCGUCGGCGGCGGCGGACGAGCCGGAGACGUCGGCGGCAGGCGAACGGAGUGCGGCCGAGGGGAAUUUCCCCAGAAAGAAAUCAGUUGACAAACCAAGUUUGGGAGAUGAGUUGGAUACUUCUGGUCCAUCAAAGGAACAUGAGAAUGAUGAUCUCAGUACAGAGAAGGAAAUGAUCCCAGAUCUUAAGAGAAGGAAGCAUGGAAGACUCAGUAAUAGCUUACAGAAGAAGAAGGCUGAGAGGCUCAAGUACCUUGAGAGUAGAAAGGCUGCCAAGGUUGGAAAACAGCGAGAUAUUAAAAAAGUGCUCCCUUUGCACAGCAUUCUGAAGAAGUACACAAAGCAUACGUCUGUUAAAAUGGUUAAGGAAAAACAUGGGAGUUCAAAAGGCCCUGGAGUCAUACAACUCUGCCGCAAAUCAGUCAAGCGUGUCAAAUUCUCAGAAAUGGAUGAUACCAAGAAGCAGUGUUCCAAGAGACCACCACUGGAAAGCAUCUGCGAGCUUCUCUCUGCUAUUACUUCUUCUUCUUCAUCUCUAGAGAUGUCAAGUGAAGAGGAACAUGUUAUUGCAGAAAGUAGUAGUUCUCGCAUGCCAAGGAAAGCCUUCACUAUGGCAAAGGAAGCCAAUGAGAAUACAAAUCAUGAUAACCAAUAUGAGCUUAGCAGUACUGGACUGUCCACUUGUUUGCUUGAUCUGAAUCAAACUCUUCCAGAACCUACGGACUUAAACGAUCCGUAUGUUCCAAGUUCAGACGUUUCAUAUCUUGAGCACACAGAGGUAGGAACUUGGCAUGUGGGUCAACAACUUACUGAUAAUGGAAGAACAAAUGAUAAAGAAUCGUCUUUUGAUCUGCAUGAACAGGAACAACAACGACAUGCUACUGAGUUGGACACCAGAUCAAAAGGCAAGUCCCCUUGUACUCUGCCAAACCAUUUCCAGGAUUCAGUUCAUCUGCAACAAAAUUGGUGCUCCAUGACUUUGCAUCGUGGUGUCUCUCAUCUCUCAACUGGAGGCGAACCUUCUUCCUUUCAAUUUCGAGGAUCUAAUCUAUCACACAGUGAGAAACGAAAUUUUCAUUCAGAAAUGAACGUGCAACAAGAAUCCAGUCCUGCUGGACGAACCUUGCGCUUGAUGGGUCAUGAUCUUACAGUAUCCAAUACUAGAGUUGACUAUGUAUCUGACGCAGCACAGAAUCAUACAAAUCCUACUGCAGACCAUCUUACCACAAAGGUGGUGUUGGAAUUGCCACGACAAGGUCAGCCUUUCCUAUCAUUACAAACUCAGAGUAUUCCCAGUGUUUCAGCAAGUUCUGCAAAUGCUGUAACUCAUGUUUCGUCAAGUUCUGCAAGCGCAGUAGCUCAUGUUUCAGCAAGUUCUGCAAGCACAGCUCAGGUACAUUUUGGAUACAGAACACCACAUAACGUCAGCCACCCUUUGUUCACUGCCAAUGUGCUCUCUGGUGAUCCAUCAGUAUAUGAAGACAGGUGCAGGGACUUUACAAACUUGCAAUCGCAUCGAAAUUCUCUAUUGGGAUAUCCACCUCUUUCCAAUCAUGGCGGUGCUGCAUUUCUUCAGAAUUCACCACCUUGGCGUUAUUACUCUGAUCAUUCCACUAGGACAGAUUCACCCUCAGUGCCAUUUACACCAACAAUGAUGCAGCAUGUGGCAACAUCUUCAGAUUACCGUGCCAAUCUUCCUCAUCAGUCAUAUGGUGUGUACUCUGCAAGCUCAACAGUUCAACCUCGUAGCUCUGCAAGUUUGACAUGCCCAAACCAGAUAGUACAAGGAGUUGACAGUAGGGUUUGUGCAAACCUUCCAUCCAGAAGUCCAGGAACUGGAACGACAAGAGCUGCUCCUGACAACUCUAAUACUUCAUCUAGCAGCCGUUUUGUUCUGAGAUCAGGCCCUGUAAAGCUCAGUGCCGGGGCGAAGCAUAUCCUGAUACCAAAUGAGAAUACAGAGGACGACAAUUUUGCACCAAUGUACUCUUGUGUAUCCUUUGGCAGCAGUGGUGGAAAUGUUUCGGCAGCUCAUCAGAAUAAAGGAGCAGGUUCCCGUAGGUUCUAG
Messenger RNA from Miscanthus lutarioriparius, 2454 nucleotides. NCBI's taxonomy places the organism in Eukaryota, Viridiplantae, Streptophyta, Magnoliopsida, Poales, Poaceae. The record is from the annotation of a GenBank genome assembly.